AUGGCCUGCGUGAGGAGAUGGAUAUUCCUUGGGAGCUUGCUGCCAACCAUCGCGCAGCACACGGCAGAAGGCGGUGGUCCUGCGGGGGCCUGUAGCUUCAUCCUGCAGGAGCUGGUCAAGGCUUCAGAGAGGACCUGCUUCGAUGACCUGCCGGAGUUCCUGUGCUGCAACCAGCCGCCCAGCAUUGGCUGCUUCCGCGACGAAGAGCACAGGAACGAAUGCUGCGAGGCGCCUUUCUCCACGAAGGUCUUGGCGCAGGAUCUGCUGGUGGCCCUGGUCACCCGGGAGCAGCAGGUGCUGCAGAGGAACUGCCCCUUUGCUGCUGCGCUGACGCAGCUUGUGCCAUACCUUAUGGAGGAGGACAUCAAACUUUCCUCGCGGAUCUUCCUGCAGCACGAGCUCAUUCCUCUGGCGCGCGCCAUGAGCUUCGCGGGCGCCGGCUGGUCCAACCUUCUGCAGAGCCCGUGGCCGGUGUUUGGGGUGCUGCGCCGCGUCCAGGAGAGGAGACUGAAGGUUGCAACAUCAGACCAAUACUACCAGACAUUGGAGAAGUCCAGCGCAUCUCCAGUGCUGGCCCUGGCGCAGCUGAAUAGCUCCCAGUGCAUCACGCGGGUCACGGCGCGCCUGCACUUGGCGCUGGCCGCUGAGAAGGGCCCGCCCUUCGAAGCCUCGCCAGCCGCCCAGCUCAUCGAUGAGGCAGAGCUGCAGGCAGUUCGGUGCGAGCUGAAACUGCUGCCGCGGCUGAGGUUGCUUUUGACGAGCCCGGCCCCCGUUAUGAUGCUCUUACACCAGCUGUGGCAGCAAAUGCGCAGCCGAGGCUGGCGCCAUCUCACUGACCAAGCGCAGAACCGCAAGCCCACGUCCCUGACGAUGAAUGCGUGUCUUUGUCAGCCUUCCUGGGAAGUGGCCUUGUCCAACGGCAGUUAUACGUGCAGCGCUGAGGACUUUGGCUGCUGCGAUCCCUACGGCACGAAGGAUUUCUUUUGCCCCACUCAACCAGGCUGCUAUCAGUCCCAUGACGUUUGCUUCCCCCGGAAGCACAAGAUUGGCGGCCCAGGUGUGGGGCUGCUGGCGGAGGUGGAGAAAGACUUCUUGCGAAUGCAAAGCGAUGGCCGCGUCGAUGCCAAGUGCCGCCAGAUCGCUGCGGCAGCUGGCGCCCGACCCGCCAGCAAGGUGUUGGACGUCGGCGCGGGCACUGCGCCUUGCAAGCCUGUCAUGGAGAAGGCGGGCUUGGCCUACACCAGCCAGGACGCCAUGGCGUACACGGGCACGGAGGGCAUCGCGGGAUCCGUGUUCCUGCACGGCUAUGCUGAUAUCGACAUCGUCUCCGACAUCAUCGCCAUCCCCUUGCCGAGCGGGUCAUUCGACGUUGUGAUUUGCACAGAUGUUCUGGAGCAUGUGGUGCAUCCACAAGAGGCCGUUCAGGAGAUCGGACGUCUUCUGGCUCCUGGCGGCGUCGCGUUCUUGCAAGUUCCUUUCGGAGGAGCUUUGCACAACCUUCCGCACCACUACUAUGCGGGAUUCACUCAUCGCUGGUUUGAAAACAUCUCAGCCAGCGCUGGCUUAAAAGUUGCCUGGGGCUACCACUUCGAGACGCUGGCCAAGCGAAUCCAGCGGUCCCUGCAGUCCGAAGAAUGCUUGAGUGGGCUGUUUGGAGCCUCGUCAGCGUCAGCUUGGAAGCACCACGUGAUCAACGAUUUGCCUGCCGUGCUGGAUCACCUACGGGCAUGCCAGAGCAACCCGGAAGGCCGGCAUGGGAGGCGUUUGCCGCUCUCGGGGCGCUGUGCUUCACGGCAGCGCCUGAGCCACGAGAGACUUGGCACGGAUGUGACGGAACCUGAAGUGAGACAGGUGCGUCGGUCCGAACGCUCCGUGCGGCGCCGAGCGGUCGCAGCGCAGGAUACUUUGGAAGCAGUGGUGGAUUUCGCCGGAAACGGCACCGCCUUUGUGCUGGACGUGCUGCCCUCCAGCUUCCCAGCAUCGCCUGCACGGAAGUUGGAAGUUCCCACCUUCAGCCCUGGCUUUGUGGUGGACGAAGUCAUCGGCGCUGAAGACUGCCAACGCGUCAUUCAGAUCUGCGAGGACAUUGGCUUCCGAACCAGGUGGAGCCAGGUGGGCGCUGUGACCUUGUUCAUGCCCGAGGACUUCUCCAACCAGAUCUUCCAAAGGUUGAAGCCUUUUCUGCCAGAUCACUUUGGCGGGCGACCCAUUGGAAUCAACCGGAGGUGGGCUGUGCUGAAGUACCAGAAGGGCCAGUACCUUAAUCCACAUAUUGAUGGCCACACUCCUGGCACUAUUCGUGUAGGAAAGGAGCUCCAGAAAGAGACAGGGACCCGCUCCUACAUGUCAUGCCUCUUCUGGCUGAGCGAUGAUGUGGAAGGAGGAGAGACGGUUUUCACAUAUCCGCAGGGCGGCAUUUGGGUAGCUAUCCCGCCAAAGACUGGUGCAGCACUGCUGUUCUACCAUGGGCAGAAUGCGGUGAACAAUCCUUUGCACUAUGGUGGUGACGUGAAAUCCGGCAUCAAGUACUUGGUCCGCUCGGACAUCAUUUACAAGGCUUGA
Effrenium voratum is the source of this 2562-nucleotide messenger RNA. NCBI's taxonomy places the organism in Eukaryota, Dinophyceae, Suessiales, Symbiodiniaceae. The record is from the annotation of a GenBank genome assembly.